This is a messenger RNA of Oryza sativa Japonica Group (Japanese rice), 1480 nucleotides long. Its product is annotated as probable sarcosine oxidase. Lineage: Eukaryota; Viridiplantae; Streptophyta; Magnoliopsida; Poales; Poaceae. Gene Ontology annotation, molecular function: flavin adenine dinucleotide binding; sarcosine oxidase activity. The record is from RefSeq and is a predicted model, not a curated record.
UGGCCGCAGCCGCAGCCGCAGCGUCCGAUGAUGCCGCCGCCGCCGGCGGCCGGUUCGACUUCGACGUCAUCGUGGUGGGCGCGGGCAUCAUGGGCAGCUGCGCGGCGCACGCGGCGGCGUCCCGCGGCGCGCGCGCCCUGCUCCUGGAGCGCUUCGACCUGCUCCACCACCUCGGCUCCUCGCACGGCGCGUCGCGCACCAUCCGCGACGCCUACGCCAAGGCGCACUACCCGCCCAUGGUGCGCCUCGCCCGCCGCCUCUGGGCCGACGCCGAGGCCGAGUCCGGCUACCGCGUGCUCACCCCGGCGCCGCAGCUCACCGUGGGCCCGCCCGGCGAUGCCUCGCUGCUCGCCGCCGUCGGGAACUCCGGCGCGCGCCGGGUGGACGAGGACGACCUCGCCGGGAGGUGGGGCGGCGCGUUCCGCGGCGUCCCGGACGGGUGGGUGGCUGCCGUCAGCGAGCUCGGCGGCGGCGUGCUGAACGCGACCAAGGCGGUGGCCAUGUUCCAGGCGCUCGCCGUCAAGGGGGGCGCCGUCGUCAGGGACAACGCGGAGGUCGUCGGCGUCGUCAAGAAGGACGGUGAGGCCGGAGUCUUCGUGAGGACGAGCGGCGGCGAGGAGUUCCACGGCGCCAAGUGCGUCGUGACGGUGGGCGCCUGGACGAGCAAGCUGGUCAAGUCCGUCGCCGGCGUGGACCUCCCCAUCCAGCCGCUGCACGCGCUCGUCCUGUACUGGAAGGUCAAGCCCGGCCGCGAGCGCGAGCUCGCGGCGGAGGCCGGCUUCCCGACGUUCUCCAGCCACGGCGACCCGCACGUGUACGGCACGCCGUCGCUGGAGCUCCCGGGCCUGAUCAAGAUCAACUACGACGGCGGCCCGCCGUGCGACCCGGACGGCCGGGACUGGGCCGGCGGCGGCGGCGACGCGGCCUCCCGCGUCGCCCGGUGGAUCGAGGAGUUCAUGCCGGACCACGUCGAGGCCGCCGGCGGGCCGGUCGUCCGGCAGCCGUGCAUGUACUCCAUGACGCCGGACAAGGACUUCGUGAUCGACUUCCUCGGCGGCGAGUUCGGCGACGACGUGGUGGUCGGGGCCGGGUUCUCCGGCCACGGGUUCAAGAUGGGGCCGGCGGUGGGGAGGAUCUUGGCCGAGAUGGCCAUGGACGGGGAGGCGAGGACGGCGGCGGAGGCCGGGGUGGAGCUCCGGCACUUCAGGAUCAGCCGGUUUGAGGGCAACGCCAUGGGAAACUAGCUUCAAUUCAAUGAUUGUUGCGAUGAAAUAUGAUGUAUUAUUGUAUCAUGCAUGUGAUUAUUGUUGGAGUAGUUGUUGGAUUAUCCUUUGUAAUCUUCUUCAAGCUGAUCAAGACUUCCUCUUCAAGCUGAUCAAAUCUUCUUCAAGUUGCUACUAGCUUGUGCUUUCAACUGUAACAAUUUUUAGUUUGUAAAACUAAACUUUAUAUAUUUGCUAUGGAUAUGGUUGAUUUGACA